AUGACUUUGAUAGACAAUGAGAGUAAUAAAGAAGGAUUCGCACAAAGUCAGAAAUUUUCGGAAAGAAAUUUACAACAGGAGCAGCAGGAACAACAACAAUUGUUAGAACAAAAUUUACUACAACGAAACCAACAGCAGCUUUCAGAAGAAAAUUUGCAACGGCAAGAACAUCAGGAACAGUUUUCGGAAGAAAAUCUGAAACGGCAACAUCAGCAAUUUUCAGAAGAAAAUUUGCAACGCCAACAUCAGCAACAGCAGUUAUCAGAACAAAAUUUGCAACUUCAACAACAUCAGCAGCAAUUUACGGAUGAAAAUUUGCAACGCCAACUGCAAUUUUCUGAACAAAAUUCACCACAGCAGAACCAACAAAAUUUAACGCAGCAUUCGCAAUUUUCAGAAGAAAAUUUGCAACGUCAACAUCAGCAACAGCAGUUAUCAGAUCAAAUUUACAACGGCAAAACCAACAGCACAACAACAGCAAAAAACCAACAAAAAUUAACGCAACAUUCACAAUUUUCGGACGAAAAUUUGCAACGCCAACAACAUCAGCAACAGUUAUCAGAACAAAAUUUACAACAGCGAAACCAACAGCAAUUUUCGGAUGAAAAUUUGCAACACAAACAGCAUCAGCAGCAGCAAUUUACGGAUGAAAAUUUGCAACACAAACAGCAGUUUCCAGAACAAAAUUUACAACGUGAUCAUCAGCAACAGCAGUUUACAGAAAAAAAUGUACAACAGCAAAACCAGCAACAGUUUUCAGAAGAAUAUUUGCAAAGUCAUCAUCAGCAACAGCAGUUACCAGAACAAAAUUCACAGCAGACUCAAAUUUCACAAUUUUUGGAACAACAUGAAUUAUUUCAUAAAAUGCGAAACCUCUUAGAUAAGCAAAAAGAAACUUUGCAAUUUCUUAAAAAGAAACUUCAACAUAUACAUCUUCAACAACCCUUACAACAGCAACAUUUCUCAGAAAAUCAGCAUGAACUCUUACAUCUAUUCAAACAACAGCAGGAUGUUUACGCUGACUAUGCUUUUAAAAUUCAAGGUAAUUAUCUCCCGAUUUAUGACCUAAAGAUCACUCAUGGUAAUAUGGAUAAUUCAAACUACUUUGAUAAAUAUAAAGAAAUGGAAUAUAAGAAUAAGCAAUUGGAAAGAGAAUUGAAAGAAAUUCAAAAUAAUUCUAAGCCAAAAUCAAGUAAUUACGGAUUAGGGUGGUUUACCGAUCAGCAAGAACUCAAAUCAAAAUAUAACGAUCUUAAAUACAAAUUGCACGAUCUUCAAAUAGAAAACCAAAAAUUUGAGGCAAUCUUAAGUUCAAAGGAUAGAAAUAUUAAUGAAUUGGAAAAAGCUAAUAAGAACUUAAGGAAAGAAGCUACUAAGUAUCAAUCAGCUUUGGGUGAUGCAACUAGUUUUCAUCUAGGAAGCCAAGAUUCCAAUAGCGCCGUUCAAUUAUCAGAAGAUAUACGUCAUUUGCAUAGAAAUUUAGAGAUGUUCUGUGGACUUAAGAGAGGUAUUGAUAUUAAUGAACUGGAAGUGGAAGGACUCUUGGAAAAGUAUGGUUGUUCGCUCACCGGCAAGAUGCGUAAUAAUAAACCUUUGAUUUCUGGCUUAUUAGAACGGCACGUGAUCGAAACCAUUAUUAAAUUCCUUAAAAUUCACGAGGGAAAGUUAAAUAACAAGCUAUUUAUAUUUCACAAAUAA
This is a messenger RNA of Funneliformis mosseae, 1698 nucleotides long. The record is from the annotation of a GenBank genome assembly. Lineage: Eukaryota; Fungi; Glomeromycota; Glomeromycetes; Glomerales; Glomeraceae.